Parasteatoda tepidariorum (common house spider) is the source of this 6269-nucleotide messenger RNA. RefSeq lists its product as uncharacterized. The record is from RefSeq and is a predicted model, not a curated record. NCBI's taxonomy places the organism in Eukaryota, Metazoa, Arthropoda, Arachnida, Araneae, Theridiidae. Gene Ontology annotation, biological process: regulation of transcription by RNA polymerase II. Gene Ontology annotation, cellular component: nucleus. Gene Ontology annotation, molecular function: DNA-binding transcription factor activity, RNA polymerase II-specific; RNA polymerase II transcription regulatory region sequence-specific DNA binding.
CGAUUUAACUACAAAUUUUGAAUCAACUAAAUAUCAGCCCUUAAAAUCGAUAUUGAAAAAAUAAUCCUUAAUCGAUGUAUGUAUAUGCUGAUCGAUAAAUUUUACUUCAUGGACGAGAGAAGUCGCUAACGCCAUCCAGUGUUGAGAUUUGUCAAAAUUUUAGGUGUUCAUAUCAUCUUAAAAUAUCCACACAACAUUUUUUACGGUUAUUAAAGAUGAUUUGAGCUUUAUUGUUUGGAGAGAAUUCUCAAUUUGGAAAAUGGUUUUUCCUUCAAAAUCUCAUAGGAAGAGCAAGAUGGAGGAAAGUGCUGGAGAAACGGAAGGGGGUGGAGAGACCAUUACUGAUAUUCAGAAUUACCUGGCUUCCUUCAACAAAGAGAUCCAAGAUGGCAGCUCCACUGCUGCUCCUGCAUCAGCUUCUCAAUUGGAUGCAACUGCAGAUUCUGAUCCCACUAUAGAACCCACUACUGAAACUGCUGCUUUCUUUGUGGCAGCUCCAGGCACAUCCGCUGGUGAAGGAUUUCAGUUCGAGCAAGGAGAGGCUCCCUUUGGUACUACAUACUAUGCUUCGUCUGAUGGUACCUAUUAUGCUGCCAGUGAUCCUAAUCAACCUAGCACAAUUACAGCAUUCGCAACUCAGGCGGAUGGCACUACCGUUCUUCCAGUUUCUGGUCAGAGGGCUGCCUUCCGAACUGUCAAUGCCAGCGACCAUCCUGGACUUCAGCAGAUAGUUUUAGCUGUUAGUGAAGCAGGUUCAGGGGCUGCAACUGGUGGGUCUAGAUCGGAGAUCGUUGCCAUUCCCGCUAAUUUAGCCUCACAAGCAAUUACUGGUUCAACUCAAGUAGGUGAACAGCAGGCUUUUGUUACCAUGCAAGCUACUGGUUCCUCUCAAAUCGAAGAUGGCCAAAGUGGUGCCCAGGCUCAGUUGGCUACCCUAGUAACCACUGAUGAUGGUAGUCAAGCUGAUUCCAAAGGGAAUAUUUCCCAGGUGCAAACCAUACGUAUGGUGUUGAGGCAACCUGAUGGAACUGAAACAGAACAGAACAUACCUGUAUCUUCAACAAGGGUUCCAACAUUACUUACAAAUGAUGGUCAAGAAGUGCAAUUAAGUGAUGAAAAUCAGCUGCAAAUGAUAUCGACCAUUGUGGAGCAAGCUGCUGCUGGAGGAUUAGCUGAUGGCAACAACCAGGUUAUACUGAAUGUCGGCAAUGCAUAUCAGGCAGUGACUGUUGUUCCUACAAACGGAGCGUCUGGUGAAGUCAGCUACAUGUUUAUUGUUGCUCAAUCAGAGGAUGACAAGGAUCCGAGCAAAGAUAUGGAUCUCGACAUGUCUGUUUAUGAUUUCAAUGAGGGAGAGAAACACGGAGAGAUCGUGGCUGAAGAGGUUGCACCCGACGGCACCAAGACACGGACUAUCCGUAUCACUCAAAAAAAAAGUCAGAUAGUUACCCAAGCACAUAUGUGUAACUACUGUAAUUACACAAGUCCAAAACGUUAUCUGCUGUCACGUCACAUGAAGUCUCACUCGGAAGAGCGUCCUCAUAAGUGUGGUGUUUGCGAAAGAGGUUUUAAGACUCUUGCUUCAUUACAGAACCAUGUUAAUACUCAUACUGGGACACGCCCUCACUGCUGCAGGGACUGCGAUUCAUCGUUCACCACAUCUGGAGAGCUUGUGCGUCACGUGCGAUACAGGCACACUCACGAAAAACCCCAUCGUUGUACUGAAUGUGAUUAUGCCAGUGUGGAGCUCAGCAAAUUGAAACGUCACAUGCGGUGCCACACGGGCGAGCGACCGUAUCAAUGCCCUCACUGUACUUAUGCCAGUCCAGAUAUGUACAAGCUAAAGCGCCAUCUAAGAAUCCACACUGGUGAAAAACCGUAUGAAUGUGAUAUAUGCCAGGCACGAUUUACUCAGUCAAACAGCUUAAAGGCUCAUAAAUUGAUACACUCUGGCAACAAGCCGUCUUUUCAUUGUGAUUUCUGCCCAACAACUUGUGGCAGAAAAACAGAUUUAAGGAUUCAUAUGCAGAAACUACAUACUAGUGACAAACCUUUAAAGUGUAAGCGCUGUGGAAAGACCUUCCCAGAUCGUUAUUCCUAUAAGCUGCAUUCAAAGACCCAUGAGGGAGAGAAGUGCUUCAAGUGUGAUUUGUGCCCCUAUGCAUCUAUUUCGCAGCGACACCUCGAAUCUCACAUGCUGAUUCACACAGAUCAAAAACCUUUCCGAUGUGACGAAUGUGAUCAGGCCUUUAGACAAAAACAAUUGUUAAGACGUCAUAAAAAUCUUUAUCAUAAUCCAAAUUAUGUUGCUCCUUUACCAAAAGAGAAAACUAAUGAAUGCUCUGAAUGUAAAAAAGCUUUCCGUCACAAGGGCAAUCUCAUAAGGCAUUUAGCGAUACAUGACCCAGAGGCAUCCAUGGCAGAAAAGGAGGAAGCCUUGCGAAUCGGUGAGCCGAAAGGUCCCGGGGAACAACCAGAUGGAGAGGAAGAAGAGUAUUACGUUGAAGAAGAGGACGAGGAAGAUGUGGAUCAAGCUCCAUUUCCUACUGGAACAGUUACUAUAUCUGAUCAAGGAACUGUGCAGGAAACUGAAGAUGGUCAACAGGUUGUUGUUUUUGAAGUGAUUCAACUUCACCCCCAAAAUCAAGAGGAGAACAUCCUGCCAGAACCACUAGAGCAACCUGACAAUAGUGAAGCUGUUUCAUUAACAACUCUACAAGAUGUUGCUGAAGAAGACUGUUUUGCAAGUGCUGUAGCUGAAGCUAUUGGUGAAGUUCCUCCCUCCCUACCUCACCCAUCUUCUCCAGCUCCUUCAACACCACGUCGAGGCAGAGGGAGACCCAGAAAAACUCCAAUUGUUCCUCAAGAAGUAUCCUUACAGCAACAGCAGGAAAUAAUCAGACAGAUUAAAGUUGAAGAUGAUUCUAAAGAUGGUACUCCAACCCCCGGACGACCUGGAAGGAAGCGUAAGGCAUCUGAAGUCCCUGAAAUCUCUCCAGAAGCAAGUGAUUCCGGAACAAGAGGAAGGCCGCUUCGAUCCUGUCGCUUAAGAAAAGGAGAUUCCCCAGCACCCGAUAUGAUGCCUAUGGUUCCAGAGCCAGCUCUGGAAGAAAGCAUGAGUAAUUUAGCAGACCUUAGUAAUGAUCCUGAAGGACUUGCUAAAAGAGAGGCAGAACUUGAACGUAGACGUCUUGAGCAGAAGCAGAAAGACAUGGAAGAGUGCUUUGGAUUUAAUGAUGAUGAAGAGGAGACGGAAACUAUCCUUGCGAUGCCGGCCGUCCCGGGUGCUCAACCGUUGAACGUCAUCGACAGUAACUUACUUAUCUCUAAUCAUUCUGGGGCAACAACGUAACAAGUCUUGCCGUGUGUCUCAUUCGAACAGACCAACUUUCUACUCUAGUGAGACAGUUCAACUCCACAAUUAUGUAAAUAAAGACUUUUAUAUUUCACUUAGCUUAAGCAUCCAAUUGUGUCAGUGGCUUCUUGCAAAGGGAAGAAUCAACCGUAAAUAUAUAUAGUAUAUAUAUUUUUAAAAUUAUUUAAAGCAUUUGUUUUUAAUCAGUAUGUUUAAUCACCUACCCGUGACUCAAAUAGUUGAUUCAAUAAUCGAUUUUUUGUUAACAUCAGAGUACCCAAUGAAUAAUCCUCAAGACUUAUAUAAUAUUUAUUGUAAGAAUUCUUAUCUCUUUUAUUUAAAAGCACCUGUUUUACAUUAUAUAUGUAAUAAAAUGUAUCAUAUUGUAAUAUUGUUUUUUAAGUAGGUAUGUAUUGAUUUUUAUGUCAAUAAAAAAUAUUUUCUUCAGCUCGAUUUUUAACAACAUAUGAAUGAAAAUAUGAAUUAUUUUGAUUUAAUCUGAAAUAACAAUUCUUCCUAGAUAUUCUUUUAACUGUUAAACUUAGUUUUGAAAUUAGGAAUUGUAAUAACAACAUAUUACUAUUAUUUUCUUGCUAGCGCAAUAUGAAUUUUAAAGAACUCAUUUUAAUUGUAAGAAUGACAUGCCAAUAAAAAAGUAUCAUGUGCCUUUGUAUAAAGUUCAAUUUUCUUGUUUUAUUUAUUUUCCUUUUGCUAAGUUAUGGAAAAUAAUAGCUUAUAUAUCAAUAAUAUAUAUAUAUGAAUUAUUGUAAUUUUGUCCUUAAAAAUAGAUUUGUAGAUUGAAUACAUUUAACGUCCUGAAAUCAAGUUUUUAUUAACUAACUCAGUUUUAACGUCAUGCCCUGUUUUUUGCAAAUCUACAUAAUCACAUAUCAACAAAAUAUACCAUUGCAUGAUGUUUGCAGUUAUUGGGUACUAAAUUGUAAAUAGUCACUUGCAUCUGCUUGAUGAAUAUCUUAACUUGUUCUAAAAUUAACUUGUUCCUGUUUUAAAUGUUCUAAAAAAAUCUUUCACCGAAAUGAAAUCUGCCCAUAUUUGUGAGGUUUAGAAUUAAUAUGUUAUAAUCAAAAGAAUGGAAUGUAUUUUUAAGGUUUUAAUUUUAAUAGUUUAAAAUUCUGCCUUUAGAGAAACACCUUUUUUUAUCUCUUAAAUUUUGUUGAAAAGUUAGACUGAUGUACCAGUAAUAAAAUUGGAUGUAUGUUACUGAUUUGAUAAUGCUAGUCAAAAUCUACCAUUCAUAUGCUUGGAACACAAUUAGAUUUUUAUCUGAAACCCUGAUUAUUUUGCUGUUCUUAAUUCCUUUUUCAAUUGUGAUUCACCAAAUGUAAAGCAUUUACAUUUUUGUUUUUCCUCAAUCUUAAUGCAAAUUUUACUAGUUUUAUACUUAAUAGAAAUUUUAUUCUUUAUACAAAUUUUGACAGAUUCCUAUAAUACAUAAUAAGAAAAGUAAAUACAGAACAAUCCUGCAUCUUUCUAACUUAAAAUCUAAAAAGACUUAAACUUUUUUUCUAUACUUUUUAUUUUUAAAAAAAUAAAUAUAUAACUUUUUUUUUAUAUAGAUUCUCUAAAAUAUAAAAUAAUAUUUUAAAGAAUAAGUAAAAUAUCCAUUUGUUAGAGGUAAAUUCUGUAUGAAAAAUUUAUAUAUCUAAAUGGAAAUAUCUUUCCUGUUUCUAAUUAUUUGAGGCAGAUUUUGUAUAAACUGUAAAAAUCUAUGUUAAAACAAAUAUUUCAUGUGAUUCAACUUUAAACAAUUUUUUCAGUCUCUUCUACACAAUUUUUAAAAAAUUAUUUGAUUUUUCUUUCAUGUAAACUGUGAGUAAAUCGAAAUUAUAUAAAUAAAUUAACAUGUUUUCUAAGGCUGAUGUUUUGUAUGAAAGAUAAUAUUGGUUAAAGAAAGAUACAAAAUAAACAAAUAAACUCUAUUUCUGUAUUUCAUUAAGUUAUAUUUAGUCUUGUAACUUCCUAAUAACGUAAUUUGGUAUACAAUUUAUGAAUUUACAAUAAAUCAAAUAACCCACACUUUCUUAAUCAUAUUAUUAUUAUUAGAUUGUAUCUAGUACUAAGUUGUUGUUUUUUUUUUUUUAAAAAAUGGCUGAAUAAUUUAUAUUAAGUUUUGUAAAUUUAUUGAAUUAUGUAAACUUAAUUUCAAUAUUUUUGUGUAAAGAUUUUCAUGUGUUUUGCAUCUGGCACAAUUGUGACUUAUAUGUGUAUUUCAUUAACCGAAUAUUGUUUAAGGGGGCUAUCCAUAUAUAUAUAUUCAUCAUUUUACAGAGUGCAAACAAACCAUUAUUGACAGGAAUUAAGCACUGCUAUUGACAUGAAUUAUGGUUUGCAAUAAUUGUUUUAAUUUAACCAAUUAAGUGUUCCUAUUUUAAAAACUUAAUUCUAAAAGGGCUAUAUUUGAUCAUGUUAUUUUUUAAAUUAUCAUUAGAAAAAUUAUAUCUAUGGUUAAAAAUGAAAACUAUCUGCUAUUGAUAGAAGGAAUAUUUUUGUUUUGAAAAAACUUGAUAGUUUUCAAUCGAACCAGACUUCCCACAUAAGUACACAAUAUCUUCUAUUUAAGCAAUAAAGUGUGUGAAUUGGAUUACAGAGAUUUCGAGGUUUCCUGAUGACAGAAGCUUCUGAUGGGUUCUUUUCAUUGUAUUAAGACACUAAAGUAGUUGCAAAUAUUUAAUAACAGGCAACUUAUGUUUAUGGAAAUGGGUUAUGAACAGAAUGAGGGUUUUAUUUAAGAGAUUCAAAAAAGAUUGCCCUAAAUAUAUGGAUUGCCUCCAAUGGAAAUAUGUUGUCAGCAAACUAUCUUUAGUAAACCCUUCUGUUUUCUGAAGGACACAGUAGCUUUUAUAUGUAGAAUAAAAACAUGUAAAUUCCAUAAUAAAAUAUCUUUUCAGAUUGA